AUGGGGACGGAGGUAGUGGAGCCGGCCGGGCUGGAACCGGCCGGGCUGGAGACGGCGGUAGUGGAGCCGGCCGGGCUGGGGACGGGGACAGAGGGGAUAGAACCGGCGGGAACUGGGACAGAGGAGAUAGAGCCGGCCGGGCUGGAACCGGUCGCGCUGGGGACGGCGGGGAUAGAACCGGCGGGGAUGGGGAUGGCGGGGAUAGAACCGGCGGGGAUGGGGACGGCGGGGAUAGAACCGGCGCGGAUGGGGACGGCGGGGAUAGAACCGGCGCAGAUGGAGCCGGCCGGGCUGGAACCGGCACAGAUGGAACAGGCCCGCGAGGCGGAGGAGCCCCCGGGGUCCCCGGCCCUGCCCACUGAGGCCUCGCAGGACGGCCCGCCAGCCGCGGCGCCCCCGGGGCAAGGGGCGCUGCCCGCCGCUCCCGACCGGGAACGGGAGCGGGUCCGGCGCAGGGCCGGAGCGCAGGGCUCGGCCGGGCGGGCGGCACGGGGCAGGGCCCGGCGGGCCCCGGGCCGCCGCAGCGGGGGCGAGAACGAUCGGCGGCCCGAGGUCACGGUGGACUCCUCCAAGGCUAAGACCUCUCUGGAGGCCCUGAAAAUCAGCCUGCGGCAGCUCCGCUGGAAGGAGUUUCCGUUCGGCCGCCGCUUGCCGUGUGACAUCUACUGGCACGGGGUGUCAUUCCAUGACAACAACAUCUUCUCAGGGCAAGUCAACAAGUUUCCAGGCAUGAUGGAGACAGUUCGGAAAAUUACUCUGAGUCGGGCCAUGAGAAGAAUGCAAGAUCUGUUUCCUCUGGAAUACAGCUUCUACCCUAGAUCCUGGAUUCUGCCAGAAGAACUGUCCCUCUUUGUGGCUGAGGUUCGUAUGAUAAAGGACAGCAAUCCAUCCUGGAAGCCCACGUUUAUUGUAAAGCCUGAUGGAGGCUGCCAGGGGGAUGGAAUCUACCUCAUCAAAGACCCAAGUGACAUCAGACUGACAGGGAGCAGCCAGAGCCGACCAGCUGUGGUCCAGGAAUACAUCUGCAAACCACUGCUCAUGGACAAACUGAAAUUUGAUAUUCGUCUCUAUGUCCUGCUGAAAAGCUUAGAACCCUUAGAGAUUUAUAUAGCCAAAGAUGGACUUUCUAGGUUUUGUACAGAGCCCUAUCAAGAACCCACUCUCAAAAAUUUGCACCAGGUUUUUAUGCACUUAACCAACUAUUCACUAAAUAUCCAUAGUGAGAAUUUCAUCCAUUCUGACAGUGUAAACACUGGCAGCAAGAGGACUUUUUCAAGCAUUCUGUGCAGACUGUCUUCCAGAGGAGCUGAUGUCAAAAAGCUCUGGUCAGAUAUAAUUUCAUUGGUGAUUAAAACAAUUAUUGCACUGACACCAGAACUGAAAGUUUACUAUCAGUCUGACAUACCAGCAGGAAAGCCUGGGCCAACUUGCUUCCAGAUUUUAGGGUUUGACAUUCUCCUGUUGAAAAACUUGAAGCCUGUGUUAUUGGAAGUAAAUGCAAACCCCAGCAUGAGAAUAGAACACGAGCAAGAGCUUUCUCCUGGAGUAUUUGAAAAUGUCCCAAGCCCUGUUGAUGAAGAAGUGAAAGUUGCUGUCAUCAGAGACACUCUGAGGCUGGUGGACCCUCAGAAAAAGAAGAGGAAAGACACUCAGUGCCAGAGCUCGGAGCAGGCACCGGGGCCGAGCCAGGAGCUGCCGGAUGCUGCCCCCAGCCCCGAGGCUGCUCUGCCCUCGCUGUGCCUCAAGCAGGUGUUCCCCAAGUACGCCAAGCAAUUCAACUACCUGCGCCUCGUGGACAGGGUGGCCGCGCUCUUCAUCCGCUUCCUCGGGGUCAAAGGGACCACCAAGCUGGGGCCAACGGGAUUCCGCACCUUCAUAAGAAACUGCAAACUGAGUAACAGCAAUUUUUCAAUGGCUGCUGUAGAUAUCCUAUAUAUUGAUAUCACAAGGAGGUGGAACAGCAUGGGCAUUGACCACAAGGAAUCAGGUAACCCAGGAAUGUGUCUGCAAGCCUUUGUGGAAGCCUUCUUCUGCCUGGCCCAGAAGAAAUACAAGGCGCGGCCGCUGUACGAGCAGGUGGCGUUGCUGGUCAAUCAGUGCGAGUGCCGCCUGGCUGACCUGCAGGGCAAGCGCCUGCUCUGGGGCUGUGGCCUGGGCGAGCGCCAGGGGGCCCUGCCAGCCACGGCCACCGCACCCAGCUCCCCUCGGCCCCACGGCCGCCAAGUGUUCAGACUGCAGAAGCCAUCACAGCUACGGGCACUCAUGUGCCGGGACAGAACUGGGAGUUAA
Messenger RNA from Sturnus vulgaris (Common starling), 2289 nucleotides. It is a transcript of the gene TTLL11, whose product is annotated as tubulin tyrosine ligase like 11. Gene Ontology annotation, cellular component: ciliary basal body. Gene Ontology annotation, molecular function: tubulin binding; tubulin-glutamic acid ligase activity. Lineage: Eukaryota; Metazoa; Chordata; Aves; Passeriformes; Sturnidae. Gene Ontology annotation, biological process: protein polyglutamylation; microtubule cytoskeleton organization. The record is from RefSeq and is a predicted model, not a curated record.